This is a messenger RNA of Fusarium verticillioides 7600, 2562 nucleotides long. RefSeq lists its product as hypothetical. NCBI's taxonomy places the organism in Eukaryota, Fungi, Ascomycota, Sordariomycetes, Hypocreales, Nectriaceae. The transcript has a single exon. The coding region runs from base 445 to 2067 and encodes 540 amino acids. The record is from RefSeq and is a predicted model, not a curated record.
GUGACAAGUCUUUGUGUUGUCAUGCGACUGGUGGCUUUGUGAUAGAGAGUUCCAUUCGCUGGCAGUGUCAUCAUUGCACAUUCAUUUUCAACCAUUGCCUCCAGGCUCCCACCGCCUGCAUUUUCAACCCAACAUCCUUCGUUUUGCGGCUCAAAAGCGAUCAAAAGCAAUUUCGGGCAUCAUCUGCUGGCUUCCAGUGAUCGUACCGAAGCGCCCACUUUCUGUUCCCCUCUUUCCUCCGACGUCACUACACCGUGAUUAAUUGGAGAGGAAACUGUCAAACUUGCGACAGCAUCAGGCAAUUAGCCGCCUUGCAGGGGAUAUCCUAUUUUCGUCCGCUGCUGUUAUUCAGAGCUAGCAAACAAGGCUGUGUGACUCUUCGGCUUCAUUUAAAAGAGCCUCAAGGCCGGCGUUAUUCACCGACAUAAGUCCAAACGCAUCACCAUGGUCAGAAGUCUCAGUGAUGAGAGUGAACAUGACGGCAUCGGAAGAUGGUUUGACAACGAUGACGAGUCAGUUCAAUCGCCACAACAAAUUCCCAUGGGAGAGGACCAGGACGCUAAGGAAAUCCCUGUCGACGUUGGCUCACCGAAGGAGAUGCUAGCCUACCUGAACGAUUUCCAACAAAAGACUGAGGAAGUUCGACUAUUGCAACCUGUUACAGACGUACCAUCAGUGCUGUCUGUGCCUUCACUGAACCUAUCAGAUGAGACGAUCAGCUGUAGCUGCAGCCUGCGAUCCUUUCGCAAUGCUACCAGUUCAUCUGCUGAUGACGAGACUGCAACUUUGGAACGAUGCGGUCCUGCGAUGGCAGAGUAUGGUUACGAUGAAGAUGCCCAGGAUGCUGCCUCAGACUCUUCGUCAGACAGGUCUGGGAGUUUUUCUCCGGCCUCCUGCCCGUCACCAAGUAACACAAAUAUCACAUCACCGGGCUCAGAUGGGUCUUACCAGGAUUCUAUAGCCUCAUUAGAAGACAUGUCUGGAGGUGCCUACGAGCCCUUUCCAACCGAGAUAGCUCUAGGCUCUGACUGGGGCUACGGCAGUGACCCAGAAACAAACUAUUUGGAUCAGCACGAUCAGGCGCGUGAUGGAGACCACAAUGAGAACGGUGAAGCGAACGAAUCUGCGCGCCAGAAGGAGCCUACAUCCACUGAAAUUGGUAGCGCAGAGGCUACAGAAACCAGCGCUCUAAUACAACACAAGGACCAGCCACCUAAGCGUGCGGCUGGGGAUGACGAGAACGAGCAUCAACAAGUAUCACGGGCCAAAAAGUCUAAAAGACAAGAGGACUCCCACCUCAGGCUGGCUUGCCCUUUCUAUAAGCACGACCCGAUUCAAUAUCGCCGCUGUCACUCUCACGUCCUCAAGCGCAAUAGCUACGUCAAGCAACAUCUCUUCCGCUGCCACAUGCAGCCCAUCCACUGCGACAUCUGUCUGAGCGUAUGGCCGACUGUCGAAGACCUUCGAGAGCAUCGCCGUGCUCAAGUAUGCGAGAGGCGAGAGUACAUCGCCCCCGAUGGAAUCACCCCCGAACAAGAACGCAAACUUCGAUCGCGGCUUGGAGGCCCGAACAAAUCAGAGAGUGAUCAGUGGUUCGAUAUCUAUAGUAUUAUUUUCCCAAAUUCUGAAAAACCAAAAUCGGCGUAUCUGAACGGCGAAUUGUCCGAAGAUGCAGAGAGUCUACGCGAGUUUAUGGAAGGUCGCGGGACGAAUUUGAUAAUGGAACAAUUAGUAAUGUCAGGCCUCGUUAUGAAUGAAGAUAAUAAUAGUAGCUGCGAGAUGGAGAGGAAGUUUCAGAGAAGUGUGCAAAACGCUCUAAGAACUAUGUUUGAGGGAUGGCAGAGUCGGAGAGGGGGAGCUGGUGAGGAUGAUGGCGACCGGGAGACGAAAAGGCCGAAGCCAACACCUAGAGAGUUUCCAUACAUCAAGACUCAGACGCCUGUGAGGAAUGACACUGGAAGUACGAACACCACUGCGACAAUGCUGGAAGAUCAACUGGAGGGGGAGCAGAUCGGGCCAACUACUACAUCUCCCCAACAAACAGGAGAGGUUGCCCACGGACUUUGAAAAUCACCUUUCUAGCAUUUACCGUGCUUUACAUGCUCUACUUGGUUAUCAUUUCACGAUUUUAGAAUAUUUCUUUCUUAUAUGCUUUGUUGUCAAAAUUUCACAAUUAAACUACUAUCCCAGAACUCUAUUUGCUCUACUUAUGUGACUGCCCUCCCUCGACCUUCAAAACCUGAGAUAAAGCCCCCAUCUUCCUCAAUUCUUCUACAGGCCGCUUGAAACCCGGGGCUAUAAGGUUGACGUGGUUUCCUGUGGUCUUUAACUCAUAGUUACCUUUUACAUACAUCUUGUCGAGAGCUUCCGAGAGCUUUAACAUAUUCGGAAUUUCGGUCAUGGAAAACCGGUGUACGUGGUUAGCUUUGUUAACCUUGCGAGACGGUUUCAUCGCGUAGAACUUGGGUGGUUGAUUGUAUCUGGAAAUGAAUGGAUAAAUUGUUAGCAGAAGGUCGAGAUUUUUCGAGGAUAAAAUUUGGGAACUAGAUGUUCAAGGUGGGC